Callorhinus ursinus (northern fur seal) is the source of this 3486-nucleotide messenger RNA. The record is from RefSeq and is a predicted model, not a curated record. NCBI's taxonomy places the organism in Eukaryota, Metazoa, Chordata, Mammalia, Carnivora, Otariidae.
GGGCGGGCUCGGGUGUCAGAGACCGAGCCGCAGGUGGCGGCGGGCGCGGGGCUCGGCCAGAGCUCCGGAGCUCUGGUCUGCAGACCCCUGAGGACCGAGAUGGAAGAACCCCCUUCCCUUUUUCUCCACUGUGAACCCUGAUAGGCCUGGAGGAGGAAGCUGGGGGCCCCCGGGCCCCUCCUGUAGACUGCUCUAUCCAAGUCUCCUACCGCAAGGAUGAGGCCUCUGCUUGGUUGGUGCUGACGGAAGCGGCAGGAGCCGCGUGGCCAUCUCCUGGUGCCCACCGUGUCUGUCAGGGGCCCCAGCCCCACUCGCUGCCCUAUCCGAUGGGGAAACUGAGGCACAGAGCUGGCUAGUGACUGAGACACCAGGUGACCACUGGCUUCUGGGAGUCAGGGUUGGGACUCAUGGGGACACCACUGCCAACUGGGUCAUCGUGGUGAGGGGAGCUGCCCAGCGUGGAGCUGAGUGCUUAGGUCUUGAUUCAGCUGGCCCAGGGUGCAAAUCUACUGUCAUUUCCUGGCUCUGUGACCUUGGCACUAAACAGGAGCCUGCAGGGGUCUCCACAGAGGGCAUCAGGAUGUCGUAUUUUGGGGAACAUUUUUGGGGUGAGAAGAACCACGGCUUCGAGGUUCUGUACCACGGCGUGAAGCAAGGGCCCAUCUCCACCAAGGAGCUGGCCGACUUCAUCCGGGAGAGGGCCACCAUCGAGGAGACCUACUCAAAGGCGAUGGCGAAACUUUCCAAGCUGGCCAGCAAUGGGACCCCCGUGGGGACCUUCGCCCCGCUCUGGGAGGUCUUCCGCGUCUCCUCAGACAAGCUGGCGCUCUGCCACCUGGAGCUAACACGAAAGCUGCAGGACCUCAUCAAGGACGUGCUCCGCUACGGCGAGGAGCAGCUCAAGAUGCACAAAAAGUGUAAAGAGGAAGCCGUGGGCACCCUGGACGCUGUGCAGGUCCUCGCAGGUGUCAGCCAGCUCCUGCCCAAGUCCCGCGAGAACUACCUGAACCGCUGCAUGGACCAGGAGCGGCUGCGGAGGGAGAGCACCAGCCAGAAGGAGAUGGACAAGGCAGAGACGAAGACAAAGAAGGCGGCAGAGAACCUGCGUCGCUUGGUGGAGAAGUACAACUCAGCCCGCGCUGACUUUGAGCAGAAGAUGCUGGACUCAGCUCUGCGCUUCCAAGCCAUGGAGGAGAGCCACCUGCGGCACAUGAAGGCACUGCUAGGCUCCUAUGCCCACUCGGUGGAAGACACCCAUGUGCAGAUUGGGCAGGUACAUGAGGAGUUUAAGCAGAACAUAGAGAACGUCAGCGUGGAGAUGCUCCUGAGAAAGUUUGCAGAGAGCAAGGGCACAGGCCGGGAGAAGCCUGGGCCUUUGGACUUUGAGGCGUACAGUGCGGCUGCCCUGCAGGAAGCAAUGAAACGUUUGCGGGGAGCCAAGGCCUUUCGCCUCCCGGGACUGAGCCGGCGGGAGCGGGAGCCACCUGCAGCUGUAGAUUCCCUGGAGCCCGAUUCAGGGACGUGUCCAGAGGUGGAUGAAGAAGGUUUCACUGUCCGGCCUGAUGCAACCCAGAACAGCACGGCGGAGCCCUCCCGCUUUUCCUCCAGUGACUCGGACUUCGAUGAUGAGGAGCCCCGCAAGUUCUAUGUGCAUAUCAAGCCUGCCCCUGCCCGGGCCCCCGCCUGCAGCCCCGAGGUGGCUGCUGCCCAACUCAGGGCCACAGCUGGCAGCCUCAUCCUUCCUCCUGCCCCAGGGGGCACCAUGAAACGCCAUUCUGCACGGGACGCUGCUGGGAAACCACAGAGGCCUCGAUCUGCCCCAAGAGCCAGCAGCUGUGCAGAGAAGCUGCAGUCAGAUGAGCAGUUCUCCAAGACCCUCUUCGGGCCGCCCCUAGAGUCGGCCUUUGACCACGAAGACUUUACAGGCUCCAGCAGCCUCGGCUUCACCUCCAGCCCCUCACCUUUCUCCUCCUCGUCGCCCGAGAAUGUGGAGGACUCCGGCCUGGACUCGCCAUCCCACGUGGCGCCUGGCCCCUCCCCGGAUUCCUGGGUCCCCCGCCCGGGCACCCCACAGAGCCCACCUAGCUAUAGGGCGCCGGCCUCCGAGUCGAGGGGGACACGGCCCCUGCCAGCGUCGGACUCGCCACAGCCCCUCGCCCCAUCCCCGGGUCCCUGGGGGCUGGAGGCUGUGGCUGGAGGAGACCCGAUGCCCGGGCCUGCUGACCCUGCAGCCAGAGACGGCCUGGCAGCGCCCCCCCGGAGAGCCCGCACCAGGAAGGUGUCCUGCCCCCUCGCGCGCAGCAACGGCGACCUGUCCCGGUCUCUGAGUCCCUCCCCGCUGGGCUCCUCCACCGCCAGCACCCUUUCGGACCGGCCCGGCUUCCCAUCACAGACGGCACAUGGAGUCUCCCGGGGACCCAGCCCUGUGGUCCUGGGCUCCCAGGAUGCCCUGCCUGUAGCUACCGCCUUCACCGAAUAUGUCCACGCCUACUUUCGAGGCCACAGCCCCAGCUGCCUGGCUCGAGUAACUGGGGAGCUGACCAUGACCUUCCCGGCUGGCAUCGUGCGUGUGUUCAGUGGGACCCCGCCCCCACCUGUCCUCAGCUUCCGCCUCGUGCACACGUCCGCCAUUGAGCACUUCCAGCCCAAUGCCGACCUGCUCUUCAGUGACCCCUCCCAGAGCGACCCUGAGACCAAAGACUUCUGGCUCAACAUGGCGGCUCUGACCGAGGCCCUGCAGCGCCAGGCAGAGCAGAAUCCGGCCGCCUCCUACUACAAUCUAGUGCUGCUGCGGUACCAGUUCUCCCGCCCGGGUCCCCAGUCUGUGCCCCUACAGCUGAGCGCCCACUGGCGGUGCGGGGCGACCCUCACUCAGGUCUCGGUGGAAUACAGCUACCGGCCCGGCGCCACGGCUGUGCCCACACCACUCACCGACGUCCAGAUCCUACUGCCUGUGGGGGAGCCUGUGACCAACAUCCGCCCACAGCCCGCCGCCACCUGGAAUCUGGAGGAGAAGCGCCUCCUUUGGAAGCUGCCAGAUGUGUCUGAAGCAGGGGGCUCUGGCCACCUAUCUGCCAGCUGGGAGCCAUGCUCAGGCUCCAGCACACCCAGCCCUGUGGCUGCUCAGUUCACCAGUGAGGGGACCACUCUGUCGGGCGUGGACCUGGAGUUGGUGGGCAGUGGCUACCGCAUGUCGCUUAUAAAAAGGAGGUUUGCCACAGGGAUGUACCUGGUGAGCUGCUGAGCCUGCAGAGGCCCCCAGCUCUGCACUGUGUCCUGGUGCUCGCUGACUGAUCCCUGCCUUCCUGCCGGACCCUGGGAUCCCACCCUGGCCUCCCUCGGGGCCCCGCUCCGUGGAGAGGAGCCCCACACCCAGCCUGGCUGAGCCGGAGAUUCCCUUUUGCUCAAGCCAAUUCCCAUGCAGGUCCUUGGACUUUUAAUGUUCUUUGAAUAAACUUUAUUUUCUAAUAAAAUAAAUAAGCCUUU